CACUUCCCAGAAGGCUCAGCGGUGCGAAUUCUCUCCCCGAACAAACUUGCUCUUCUCUCCCCAACCUGUCCAUUUCUUAGGUAUAGUGGUCCGGGUUCGGGAAGGAAGACCGUCUCAAACGCUCCAUACUGGCCUUAUUUGGGCGUCACGGCCCGAGGUUCAUUUGGGACUUUGUGAGGUUUCCGAGGCACAUUUGCAUGAGGCAGCGCAAUCCUUUUCGCGGGGCCGCAGCUAAUCGCCGAGAGGAAUCUUAACGACCGAGAACCAAGAUCUUUGCCGCGGGUACGUCUCCAACUACGUUUCCAAGAGGACUCUGCGGCAUGACCGUGCUUCUCGCGGGAAUUCAGCCUCACAGUCACGCGCUGGCGGGACCCUCAGGCCUGCACCGGCAUCUGCUCCAGCGCUGUGGGGGUCUCUGCUACUUCGGAAGCUUGGAAAGCUUGAGAUCUGCCUUUUUCCAAAAGAGGGGCCUAGAAGAAGACUGGUCCCUUUCUGCAAAUAUCGAAGCCAUGGCUCAGGAAAAAGUCCAGAUGAUCUACACAGACCUGGCUUUUCUAGAGUCAGUGAUGUUCAGUGAUGUAUCCAUAGACUUCUCUCAGGAAGAGUGGGAAUGCCUGAAUGAGGAUCAGAGAGAUUUAUACAGAGAUGUGAUGUUGGAGAAUUAUAGUAACCUGGUUUCAAUGGCAGGAUGUUCCUUUUCCAAACCAGAUGUUAUCUCCUUCUUGGAGCAAGGGAAGGAGCCCUGGUUGGUUGACAGAGAGCUGACAAGGGGCCAAUGGCCAGACUUGGAAUCAAGAUGUGAGACCAAGAAAUUAUAUCUGAAGAAGGAAAGUUAUGAAAUAGAAUCAUCCCAGUGGGAGAUAAUGGAAAGACUUACACAUCAUCUUCAGUGCUCUAGCUUUAGAGAUGACUGGGAAUGUAAUAGCCAGUGUGAGAAACGGUGUGGCUCUCAGGAGGGGCACUUCAGUCAACUGAUACUUACUCAUGAAGAUAUGCCCACUUUCAGUCAGCAUCCGUCCUUUACGUUACACCAAAUCUUCAAAAACAAAGAGAAAUUCUGUGACACCAAGGAAUAUGGGAAAGCCUUUAGACGUGGCUCACAACUUACGACACAUCAGAUAAUUCAUACCAUUGAGAAACCCUAUGAAUGUAAGGAAUGUGGAAAGGCGUUUAGACAUCUCUCAAGACUCACUCAUCAUCAGAAAAUACAUACUGGCAAGAAACCCUUCAAAUGUACAGAAUGUGGGAAAACCUUCAUUUGUGGCUCAGACCUUACUCGCCAUCACAGAAUUCACACUGGUGAGAAACCCUAUGAAUGUAAAGAAUGUGGUAAGGCCUUUAGUAGUGGCUCAAACUUUACCCGACAUCAGAGAAUUCACACUGGUGAGAAGCCCUAUGAAUGUAAAGAAUGUGGGAAGGCCUUUAGUAGUGGCUCAAACUUUACUCAACAUCAGAGAAUUCAUACUGGGGAGAAACCCUAUGAAUGUAAGGAAUGUGGCAAUGCCUUCAGUCAGAGCUCACAACUUAUUAAACAUCAGAGAAUCCAUACAGGUGAGAAACCCUAUGAAUGUAAGGAAUGUGAAAAGGCUUUUCGUUCUGGUUCAGACCUGACUCGACAUCAAAGAAUUCACACUGGUGAGAAACCCUAUGAAUGUAAGAUAUGUGGGAAGGCGUAUUCUCAGAGUUCACAACUUAUUAGUCAUCAUAGAAUUCAUACUGGAGAAAAACCCUAUGAAUGUAAAGAAUGUGGGAAGGCCUUUAGAGUGCGACAGCAACUUACUUUUCAUCACAGAAUUCAUACUGGUGAGAAACCCUAUGAAUGUAAGGAAUGUGGGAUGGUCUUUAGGCAAACCGCACACCUUACUCGACAUCAGAGACUUCAUUCUGGUGAAAAACUGUAUAAAUGUAAAGAAUGUGGAGAAGCUUUCGUGUGUGGCCCGGACCUUAGAGUUCAUCAGAAAAUUCAUAUUGGUGAGAAGCCCUAUGAAUGUAAAGAAUGUGGGAAGGCCUUUAGAGUGCGUGGACAGCUUACUCUCCAUCAGAGGAUUCAUACUGGUGAGAAACCCUAUGUAUGUAAAGAAUGUGGGAAGGCCUUCAGACAAUAUGCACACCUUACUCGACAUCAGAAACUUAAUAUUGCUGACAAACUCUAUGAAUGUAAAGAAUGUGGGGAAGCCUUUUUGUGUGGCUCAGGCCUUAGAGUACAUCACAAAAUUCAUACUGGUGAGAAACCAUAUGAAUGUAAGGAAUGUGGGAAGGCCUUUAGAGUUCGACAACAACUAACUCUCCAUCAGAGAAUUCAUACUGGUGAGAAACCCUAUGAGUGUAAGGAAUGUGGAAAGACCUUCAGCCGUGGUUAUCAUCUUAUUCUCCAUCACAGAAUUCAUACCGGUGAGAAACCUUAUGAAUGUAAGGAAUGCUGGAAGGCCUUUAGUCGUUACUCACAACUUAUUUCACAUCAGAGUAUUCAUAUUGGUGUUAAACCCUAUGACUGUAAGGAAUGUGGGAAGGCCUUUAGACUGCUCUCACAACUUACUCAGCAUCAGAGUAUUCAUAUUGGUGAGAAACCUUAUAAAUGUAAGGAAUGUGGGAAAGCCUUUAGAUUGCGCCAAAAACUUACUUUACAUCAGAGCAUUCACACUGGUGAGAAACCCUUUGAAUGCAAGGAAUGUAGGAAGGCCUUUAGACUCAAUUCAUCCCUUAUUCAACAUCUGAGAAUUCAUUCUGGUGAGAAACCUUAUGAAUGUAAGGAAUGUAAGAAGGCCUUUAGACAACAUUCACAUCUUACCCAUCACCUGAAAAUUCAUAGUAGAAUUCAUAAUGGAGAAAAGUUAUAUGAAUGUAAGGAAUGUAGAAAGACCUUUAUUCGUCGCUCAACACUUAGUCAACAUCUGAGAAUUCAUACUGGUGAGAAACCUUAUAAAUGUAAGGAAUGUGGGCAGGCCUUUAGACAGCGUGCACACCUUAUUCGGCAUCACAAACUUCAUACUGGUGAGAAACCCUAUGAAUGUAAGGAAUGUGGGAAAGCAUUUACAGUGCUCCAAGAACUUACUCAACAUCAGAGACUUCAUACUGGUGAGAAACCCUAUGAAUGUAAAGAAUGUGGAAAGGCCUUUAGAGUACAUCAGCAACUCGCUCGACAUCAGAGAAUUCACACUGGCGAGAAACCUUAUGAAUGUAAAGCAUGUGGAAAGACCUUUAGACAGUGUACACACCUUACUCGACAUCAGAGACUUCAUACUGCUGAGAAGCUUCAUGAAUGUAAGGAAUGUGGGAAAGCCUUUGUAUGUGGUCCAGACCUUAGGGUACAUCAGAAAAUUCAUUUUGGUGAGAAACCCUAUGCAUGUAAGGAAUGUGGAAAGGCUUUUAGAAUAUGCCAACAACUUACUGUCCAUCAGAGCAUUCACACUGGUGAGAAGCCCUAUGAAUGUAAGGAAUGUGGGAAGACUUUUAGAUUAAGGCAACAACUUGUUCGCCAUCAGAGAAUUCAUACUCGUGAGAAACCCUAUGAAUGUAUGGAGUGUUGGAAGACUUUUAGUAGUUACUCACAACUUAUUUCACAUCAGAGCAUUCAUAUCGGUGAGAGACCCUAUGAAUGUGAAGAAUGUAGGAAGGCUUUUAGACUGCUCUCACAACUUACUCAACAUCAGAGUAUUCAUACUGGUGAGAAACCUUAUGAAUGUAAGGAAUGUAGGAAACCCUUUAGACUGCUCUCACAACUUACUCAGCAUCAGAGUAUUCAUACUGGUGAGAAACCUUAUGAAUGUAAAGAAUGUGGUAAGGCUUUUAGACUUUAUUCAUUUCUUACUCAGCACCAGAGAAUUCAUACUGGUGAGAAACCCUACAAAUGUAAGGAAUGUAAGAAGGCCUUUAGACAACAUUCACACCUUACUCAACAUCAGAAAAUUCAUAAUGCAAUUUAAUACAAGAAACCCUUCAAAUGGACUUUGUUACCAGACAUCACAAAAUUCAUUCUUGAGAAAGUUUGUUUCAUUCUCACAAUUACCUCAGCCUAAGAGAUUUUGUAUUAGAUAAAAAUAUGUUGAUUUGAAAGUCUCCUGUUACCACUCAAACGUUUAUCUUCAGCAAACUCGUGAGAGAAUAAUGUAAUGAAUGUAGGAAAAUCUUAGCCUUAUCUAUCAAUAUAUCCAUUCCAGUACUUUAUUACCAAUAUGACAUUGAACAAGAUACUUCUGUGCCUCAUUUUACUCAUUUUUAAAAUGGUGAUAAUGUGUAUUAUUUAUUGCUGUAUAAUUACCACAAACUUAGUAGUUUAAAAUAGCACACAUUUAUUAUCUCACAAUUUCUAUCAGCCAGAAGUCCAGGCAUGACUUAGUUGGGCCCUCUGCUUCAUGGUCUCUAACAAGGCUACAAUCAAGGUUUCAGCCAGGGCUGGGGUUGCAUCUGAAGGCUCGACCGAGAAAUGAUCCACUUCUGUUGGUUAGAAACAAGUCACUAGGCCAGCCCACAAUCAAGAGAAGGAGAUUACACAAGAAUAUGAAUACCAGUAGGUGGGGGACCAUUGGAAGCCAUUGUAGAGGCUGCCUGUCACACUGUGUAGGAUUGUUGUAAGAAUUAAGUAGUUAAUACUUGGAAGAAUAACAGCUACAUAGCAUGUAUUCUGUAAAUAUUUUCUAUAAUGGUUAUCAUUAGUACUAGUUAAUUCAUGAAAGAAAGAUCCUAUAGAAGUAAUAAAUGUAGAAAUGCCUUCCGUCGCCUCUCAGCACUUAUUAAACUUUAUUCUGGAUAAAAGCUAGAGGAUUACAGUGAAUGUGAUAAGUUCUUCAUCCUUUCAGCUGCAUCAGAAAUUUUAUGUUGAAAAGUGAAUUUUGUGAUUGUGGGGUUAUGAGUACAACUGUUGAAGAAUCAGGGAUGUGAAAUGAUUUUCCCAUGAUGAAUUCCAAAAAACAAAUGGCUUAUAAUCUCCACUGUCUGACCACAAUUCAAGAUGAAUUAGAAAUGAUUAAAAAAGAUGGCAAAAAGACCACUUGGAAAUUUAAUAUUGUGUGUGUGUGUGAAGUCCCGUAAUUGCAAUUCAGUUGAAAAUCAAUGUAGUUUUUGAUGUUCAAAGUGCUCUGUUUUUGACCAGUGGGAAUUCUUUAAAGUUGGGUCUUUUGACAUGACCCGACCAGUAGUUUGAUGGCUUACUAGAUGAUGGCCACACAAUUUGAUCAGCUGUAGAAGAUGCUGUGGCACUAACUCAUCAUUCUGGAAAUUGAUAAGGGGAAAAACUGAGCAUUUAUCUUGCCUUUCCGAUAUGAACCAAGCUUCAGGGUCACCAAAAGUUUAUCAAAUUGAAGUGUUCUUUUGUUUUUAAUUUAUUCACAUAUAGAAAGAAUGAUAGGAUUAGAAAAACUACCAUUUUCUAGCCCCUAUUGGAAUAAGUAGUCCAGAAAAUGAUCAAUGAGAACUGUAUCAUCAGUUUAUCAAGCUGACCACCUCUGGAACCUUUUGAUCAAUCUUAACCUCAAUAAAAGUGGGACUGUCAGACAACACGCACCUCCUGGUAUAAUGCAAUAGGCGGUACACAGCACUACCUAUGAAGACUUAUUGUCAAAAUAAUGAACUGAAGGAAUCAAGCCUUUAGAUAAAAUUCUUUAAAAUCAAGAAUUUGCGGGAAGAGCUGAACAAGGUAAAUGACACCACAAGGAAGCAAUCAACCAGAUCCAGAAUGUAGAAUUCUACAUAUUUGACCUGAUUUCAUCAACCAACAUGAAAAAGGAAAGGAGAGGGACAACCAUUAACAGAUUAAAAGAAACUUAAGAGACGUGAACAAUAUGUGUCCCUUAAGUGGACCUGAUUUUAAGAAAAUUAAAAAAAAAACACUUGGAGAUAGUGGGAGAAAUGUGGAAAUGGACUAAAUAUUAGAUGAUAUUUAAAAAUAUUGUGUUAGGGGUGAUAAUGUCAAUGUGGUUAUUUAAAAAUGAAAGAUCUUAUUUGUUAGAGAUACUUACAGUUUAUGAAAUGAUGUCUGGAUUUUUUAAAAAAAUUCCAGAAAAAAAAAUUGAGGAAAAGAGCUGGAAACUAGGUUGGCAAAAUGUCGAUAAUUAUUGAAGUGUGGUGGUUUGUUCAUGGAAGUUCAUUGCUCUAAUAUUUAUACUUUUGUAUGUGUUUGAAAGUUUUGGUAAAAAAAAAUUUAAAUGCAAAUUAAAACUGAAAUGAUAGGCUUCUAAGAAAUGAAUGAUAAUGUAAUGACUACACAUCUAAACUUGUGGGAUGUCACCAAAGUUCUAUGCAGUGAGAAAUUAAUACCCUUUAAUGCAUUAAGGAAACUUCAUUUUUGAACCCAGUCUUCGUCUUAUCCACUUUAGCAACCAGUGAAGGUCCUGUCACAUAGUGGACCCUUGAUAAAUAAAUGUAUUGAAGGAAUAAGUAUGUGAAGAAACCACAAAUGGAACAGAAUAAAACCAACACAAGUAAAAAGGAAAGUACACUUAAAAGUAGAAAUUAAGAGACUACACACUAUUAGAUUUACCCAGUGUUAUCAGUGACUAGAUUUUGGCGGGUCUAAUGACGGAAAAAA
Messenger RNA from Trichechus manatus latirostris (Florida manatee), 6523 nucleotides. Its product is annotated as zinc finger protein 14 homolog. Gene Ontology annotation, biological process: embryo development; negative regulation of transcription by RNA polymerase II; urogenital system development. Lineage: Eukaryota; Metazoa; Chordata; Mammalia; Sirenia; Trichechidae. Gene Ontology annotation, molecular function: DNA-binding transcription repressor activity, RNA polymerase II-specific; RNA polymerase II cis-regulatory region sequence-specific DNA binding. The record is from RefSeq and is a predicted model, not a curated record. Bases 321 to 3923 code for a protein of 1200 amino acids. Gene Ontology annotation, cellular component: transcription regulator complex; nucleus; PcG protein complex. The transcript has 9 exons.